CCCGCGCGCUCACUACCCGAGGUCGCAGAGCGGAAGGCCAGCGUCCUGUCUGUCGUCCAUGGCCGCCGCACUGCUCGUCCGGGCCAGUGGCCCCCUCCGCAGAGCUCUUUGUCCUCGGGACUGGCGGAGGUUACAUACUAUCUACCAGUCUGUGGAACUGCCCGAGACACACCAGAUGCUACGUCAGACAUGCCGUGACUUUGCCGAGAAGGAGCUGGUUCCCAUUGCGGCCCAGCUGGACAAGGAGCAUCUCUUCCCUGCAGCUCAGGUGAAGAAGAUGGGGGAGCUCGGGUUGCUGGCCAUGGACGUGCCUGAGGAGCUCAGCGGCGCGGGCCUUGACUACCUGGCCUAUUCCAUCGCCAUGGAGGAGAUCAGCCGUGGCUGUGCCUCCACCGGAGUCAUCAUGAGUGUCAACAAUUCUCUGUACCUGGGGCCCAUCCUGAAGUUUGGCUCCCCAGAGCAGAAGCGGCAGUGGAUCACCCCUUUCACCAGUGGUGACAAAAUCGGCUGUUUUGCCCUCAGUGAACCAGGAAAUGGCAGCGAUGCGGGAGCUGCUUCCACCACAGCCCGGGAAGAUGGCGACUCGUGGGUCCUGAAUGGCACCAAAGCCUGGAUCACCAAUUCCUGGGAGGCCUCGGCCACUGUGGUCUUUGCCAGCACAGACAAGUCCCUGCAGAACAAGGGCAUCAGUGCUUUCCUGGUUCCCAUGCCAACGCCGGGGCUCACACUGGGGAAGAAGGAAGAUAAGCUGGGCAUCCGAGCUUCGUCCACGGCCAACCUCAUCUUUGAGGACUGUCGCAUUCCCAAGGAGAACCUGCUGGGGGAGCCUGGGAUGGGCUUCAAGAUAGCUAUGCAAACUCUGGACAUGGGCCGCAUUGGCAUCGCCUCCCAGGCCCUGGGCAUCGCCCAGGCUGCCCUUGAUUGCGCUGUGAACUAUGCUGAGAACCGCAAAGCCUUUGGGGGACCCCUCUCCAAGCUCCAAGGCAUCCAGUUCAAGCUGGCAGACAUGGCUGUGGCUCUGGAGAGUGCCCGGCUGCUGACGUGGCGUGCUGCCAUGUUGAAGGAUAAUAAGAAACCAUUCAUCAAGGAGUCUGCCAUGGCCAAGCUGGCUGCAUCAGAAGCAGCAACCGCCAUAAGCCACCAGGCCAUCCAGAUCCUGGGAGGCAUGGGGUAUGUGACAGAGAUGCCAGCCGAGCGGCACUACCGUGACGCCCGUGUCACCGAAAUCUAUGAAGGCACCAGCGAGAUCCAAAGGCUCGUGAUUGCCGGGCACCUGCUCCGGAGUUACCGGAGCUGAGCCCUUCCAGGAGACCAGCGCCCACCUGCCAGCGGCUGGCCUGUGGACCAUGGGAAAGGGUGGAGCCCCGCGGCCUUAAUCCUGAUUCCUACUGAGAGGGUGGGGCAGGACCUGCCUCCUCAAUCCUGCCCUUUGCCUCUACCCACCCCCCAUCAGGCUGCAUGGGAGUCUGUGUUGCGGAGAGGAGAGGUGACCUGAGACUAAGGACACACCUGUCAUCUCUUCAGUGCAGGACUCUCCUAUCUCUUCACCCACCAAUGUGCCUCAUUUCCUUCUUCUGAGUGGCUGUGGUCUCUUGGAGACCAGGCUGUGGGGAGCACCAAAUGACAGUCACUCCCUUAGGCCCUGCUGCUUGGUAUGACCUUGGGAGGGACCCCAAAGUCAGAGGUCAGGAAGAAGGGACUGGCAGAGUGACCAGUCCUCAGUAGCAGAACUUGUCUCUCCAGCCCCGGAGUCCCAGUCUUGGGAAGUCUGGGGGCUGGGUCGGGGGCCUCUCUGGAAAGAUCAGAUGAGAACAGGUGUGUGGUGUGCCUGUCACCUGUGGGAACUGACCAGCCAAUAAAGCAUAGUUGUGCCUUGACCCUCACCUGUGUCCUGGUCCUUGGGUCUUUUGUCUGUGCGGGCCAACACCCCCCACCCUGAGUGUGACCCGGGAGCUUGACCUCGGGAGGCAGGGCUGGCCGUGGAGGCGGAUCAGGAGGAUAAAGAACCGGUCAUAGCCUGGGUGAGUGUCCGGGAGCGCCACCAGCAGGGGGCAGGCCCCCUCCAGGGGGCUCUCUAAGUUGACCUGGCCUCCAAGCAGCAUGUGGAAUGGGGAGGGGACUGCAGUGGGGACAGGAGCAAGGCUGUGG
Molecule: messenger RNA, 2148 nt
Organism: Castor canadensis (American beaver)
Lineage: Eukaryota; Metazoa; Chordata; Mammalia; Rodentia; Castoridae
Gene: Acads
Product: acyl-CoA dehydrogenase short chain
Biological process (GO): fatty acid beta-oxidation using acyl-CoA dehydrogenase; butyrate catabolic process
Cellular component (GO): mitochondrion
Molecular function (GO): flavin adenine dinucleotide binding; short-chain fatty acyl-CoA dehydrogenase activity
Source: RefSeq, a predicted model, not a curated record